AAAAAAAAAAAAAUUUGAGAGAGAGAGAGAGAGAGAGGAGGAGGGAGACAACUUUGUUGUGGAUAAAAAAGAUAUUCAUUUCUGUUUUGUCUGCAAAAAUUCUCACGGGCCAUCGGAGAGAGGAGACAGAGAGGUGGUGGUGCACAAGAAUCCUUCCUCCUUCCUCCCUACAAGACUUUGGAAUGGUAAGAGAAGUUGAGGUGCUUAUGGACCGAAACGCCGACGUUCUAACCGCUAGAGUCCACGUUGCUCCUAAGAUAGCUGCAGAUGAGCCUGAGGAGGAUUUUGAGGUCAAAGAAUGCACAGAGGAGAAAACUCUUUUUGAGAAUGCACCAAAUGUUGGAUCUGCUCAGAGAAUUGGAGCUCAAAAAUCGCCUAAAACCCUUCAUGGAAAUGCUAAAGCUUCAAAGCAGGAUGCUUCUCUUCUCGCGGUGAGGAAGCCAUUACAACCCGAGAUCAAGAAGCAUAUCGAUGAUGAUGAUAAUUGCUCCAUCGCUUCUUCUGUGGCAACUUCAAUGAGGAUGGGUAAGUCAGUGACUUAUGGAACUGCUCCGACGUUUAAAAGUGCACAACGUGCUGAGAAGCGCAGGGAGUAUUACCAAAAGCUUGAGGAGAAAAACCAAGCGCUUGAAGCCGAAAGGAAUGAGCUUGAACAAAGGCAAAAGGAAGAACAAGAAGCGGCAUUAAAACAGCUUAGAAAGAAUCUCAAGUUCAAGGCUAAACCCGUCCCCAACUUCUACUACGAGGCCCCUCCUGCAAAACCAGAGCUCAAGAAGCUACCUUUGACGCGUCCCAAGUCGCCAAAACUGAACCUUUCUCGGAGAAAAAGCUUCAGCGACGCAAUCAGCUCAUCUUCCCGUGAAGAGAUUCCAAAGACAGUCUCUAACCGGAACCGACACAGCACAGGAACAGUUCAGAACAAAGACGAUCACAAGAACAAGAACGCCAAUGCUGCUCUCGACAGCCCUCGAUUGAGAUCUGGCAAGGGAAAAGCUGGAUUGAAACCAGUGAACGAGUGCGCAGAGGAAGCUUGUGAGGCUUGAAAAGAUAUGAUGAACGGUGCUUUGUUGGUCUGUGUUUUACUCAAACUAACUUUGAUAUUACCGGAAAAAAUUUAAAAUCAAAACAAAGACUCUUUGUUUAAUUUUCCGGUUAUUUCCGGUAUAUGGUUGGUUCACAAUGUAAUCUUUCUCAGUUUUUAACUUUAUGUUGAUUGUUGAAAGAACUCCUCUAAUGUUGAAAUUUGUAUAUU
Capsella rubella is the source of this 1252-nucleotide messenger RNA. Its product is annotated as protein WVD2-like 1. Bases 183 to 1043 code for a protein of 286 amino acids. The record is from RefSeq and is a predicted model, not a curated record. Gene Ontology annotation, molecular function: microtubule binding. The transcript is spliced from 7 exons. Gene Ontology annotation, biological process: microtubule cytoskeleton organization. NCBI's taxonomy places the organism in Eukaryota, Viridiplantae, Streptophyta, Magnoliopsida, Brassicales, Brassicaceae.